AUGGCUAAUAUAACAGCUAUCGACCCCCUAUUUAACAAUAGUAAUAACGUGGUGAUUUCACUGGCAUUACCUAUGUCAUUUCCAUCGUCAUCGUCACCGACGUCGUCGAUUAAUGCCACGCCUUCGGCGAAGAAGAAGAGAGGCAGGCCUCCAAAAGCUGAUUCCUUAAGUAACAAGAUUACGACGACCCUCAACAUCAACGUAAACACGUCCCCGAUGUGCAAUAGUCCUACGGCAGAGAACAAUUCGAAUUUGAUUGUCAAGAGAGGUGCACCAGAUGUGUUCACGCCGUUGAUGAGGGUUUCCCCUAAUUCAAAAAGAAAGAGAAGCAAAAGCUCCAUGAGUGUGGAAUCGUCUGGAGGACAAAAGAAACCGAAAAAUGAUUUGAUGGUAACUCCUUUGUCUGGUGCUAUCAAUGGGUCGACGUUUACGCCGUACCACCUGAUCAAUUCUCAAACGUUAGACAACAUUUCGAUGAUUACCCAGUCUAAUCCCCGAGAUAGCAUUCAUUCCGAUGAGUAUGGUUCUCCACUGAUAAGAUCCCUGAGUAUGCCGUAUCACCAACCAGAUAUAUUGUCUACUCCUAGUAUUCAUAACCACAAGAAUGUUUUUCCCACUCCAACCAGUAGCGGUGCUAAAUCGAUAGUCAAUCCAUCAUAUAUGUUUUUUGGAAACGAAAACUACGUACCAGAAACAAUUGAAAAGCCAAAUAACGACGCUAAGAACUUGUUACCUCCUGUCGCUAUCACUAAGGAAAUCGUGCCAGUAAGCAAGCCACUAGUUAAUAAAAAUGAUUUUCAGCUCAAACUUACUAUUGACGACCUGGGCAAGGCAGUGCUAUCAAACGAUUUCUUUCAGUCAAAUGAUAAAAGGACUGAUGAAGCAAAGCAGUCUAAGCUGUCAAAUGAACAAUUGUUUGAGCAGAAGUUCGUUGAAAGCCCUAUAAAGGAAAUGGACUUCGCAAGAGUAGAUUCCACCAUUGGCCUCGAGACCAACCAUGUUCCUCAAAAAUACAAGAAAUCCACUAUUAGUUCUAAUGGCAGCGAUGGCGAUAAGCUGGUGUCACAUCCAGGUACUUUGAGAAGACAUCAUUCGGACAUCACUGGUGUUUCAUCCAAUGCACUCAACUCUGCGUCUACACUAAUGUCUAUUAAUGAGUGUUCAAAUGACUCUCUAUCAGAAAAGACUCAUUCGCAAUUACCUCAAACUCCUAAACAGAAGGACAACUACUAUAUUUCUACUGGGUUGACACCUUCCAACCUAAACUUUAACUUGACUCCAAACUUCAAUUCGAUGAUGUACUCCAUCAUGAACAUCAAUUCGCCACAACAGAAGAAGACCACCAAUAAUUCGCAGUUCUUAUCAAACCAAGAGUUCUUCAUGAACGGCGUCUCUGGUGGCCAUCAACCUCAAUCUCCCCAGCAGCCUCAGCUUCAAAACACGGUAUGCAUGACCAAUCUCAUGAGUAAUGGUUCCAAACCUAAGAGAUCUCUUGAAAGCGCGUUACCCCCUUCAUCUCUGACUCCAUCGUCAGCAUCGUCUGCGUCUGACGAUUCUGGUGAUGCCAGACUAGCGUUGAAGAAAAUUAUCCAAAUUAAGAAAAAAUAA
This is a messenger RNA of Debaryomyces hansenii CBS767, 1608 nucleotides long. RefSeq lists its product as uncharacterized. Lineage: Eukaryota; Fungi; Ascomycota; Pichiomycetes; Serinales; Debaryomycetaceae. The transcript has a single exon. The record is from RefSeq and is a predicted model, not a curated record. The coding region runs from base 1 to 1608 and encodes 535 amino acids.